Molecule: messenger RNA, 2643 nt
Organism: Contarinia nasturtii (swede midge)
Lineage: Eukaryota; Metazoa; Arthropoda; Insecta; Diptera; Cecidomyiidae
Gene: hay
Product: general transcription and DNA repair factor IIH helicase subunit XPB
Exons: 3
Coding region: 170-2569 (799 amino acids)
Biological process (GO): transcription initiation at RNA polymerase II promoter; nucleotide-excision repair
Cellular component (GO): transcription preinitiation complex; transcription factor TFIIH holo complex; nucleotide-excision repair factor 3 complex
Molecular function (GO): 3'-5' DNA helicase activity; hydrolase activity; DNA binding
Source: RefSeq, a predicted model, not a curated record
UGUGAAAUUCACUGCAUUUUCGCAGAGACAAUUGGUGUUUUGUUAUUUGGCUGCUGAAAAAUCGCAAAUAACACGCGUAAACUGUCCAAUGAAUUUUGUGAAACGGUUUUUUUCUGUUACUCUUUCGCAUUUAUAAGUGAAAUUCGUUGGAAUUUUUUCAACAUAAACUAUGGCUCCGCCAAAGAAAUUUUCAAAAAAAUCCGACUCAUCCAAAGUUACCAAUUCGGCUACUUCGUCAAAAUAUGAUAAAAAAUAUCAAACGGAUUUAUAUGGAGAUGAUGACAGUUCACAAAGUAGUCAUGAUGAUGACGGUGGUGUGCCAGCUGCGGCUGCAAAAAAUGCCGAAAAAUAUGACGAAGGUGUAGACGAAGAUGAAUAUGGAGCAAAAGAUUAUCGUGCCCAAAUGGAAUUGAAAAUUGAUCACUCAUCGCGACCACUCUGGGUUGCGCCCAAUGGACACAUAUUUUUGGAAUCAUUUUCGCCCGUUUACAAACAUGCACAUGAUUUUCUCAUUGCCAUUUCGGAACCAGUGUGUCGACCCGAACACAUACAUGAAUACAAACUGACCGCGUACAGUUUGUAUGCGGCUGUUUCAGUUGGUUUGCAAACAAAUGAUAUCAUUGAAUAUUUGAAGCGUCUGAGUAAAACAUCAAUUCCACAAGGUAUCAUUGAAUUCAUUCAGUUGUGCACAUUGUCAUACGGAAAAGUUAAAUUGGUUUUGAAACACAAUAAGUAUUUUGUUGAAAGUCCACAUCCAGAGAUUUUACAAAAGAUUUUAAAAGAUCCGGUCGUUCAGAGUUGUCGACUAAAACGCACCGAAGAUGGUGAUGGAUUCAUUGUUGAUGCACAAGAUAAAACCAAAACCAAUUUAUUCAAUCAAAAAACACAAAACAAUACGGUGACCGGACAAACCGAUGACAAGACAAUAACGGCCGUCGAUGGUGCAACCAUUGUUCCCGAUGACAUUACCAACUUUUACGAUAAAAUUGAUAACGAAGAAGAUGAGGAAGCUCUCAAUUUGAAUACGGUAUCAUUUGAAGUGAAUCAAGAGAAAAUUGAAGUGCUACAAAAACGAUGUAUCGAAAUUGAACAUCCAUUAUUGGCCGAAUAUGAUUUUCGUAAUGAUACCGUUAAUCCGGAUAUAAAUAUGGAUUUAAAACCAACCGCCGUUCUCCGGCCAUACCAAGAGAAAAGUUUACGAAAAAUGUUUGGCAAUGGACGUGCCCGGUCGGGAGUUAUUGUUUUGCCAUGCGGUGCUGGUAAAUCACUGGUCGGUGUCACCGCAUGCUGUACGGUACGCAAACGAGCACUUGUGCUGUGCAAUUCGGGUGUAUCGGUCGAACAAUGGAAGCAACAAUUUAAAAUGUGGUCAACGGCUGAUGAUAGUAUGAUUUGUCGAUUCACAUCAGACGCAAAAGACAAACCAAUGGGCUGUGGUAUUUUAGUUACAACGUAUUCAAUGAUAACGCACACACAAAAACGUUCAUGGGAAGCCGAACAAACGAUGCGUUGGCUACAAGAACAAGAAUGGGGCAUCAUGGUACUCGAUGAGGUACACACCAUUCCAGCGAAAAUGUUUCGUCGUGUAUUGACCAUUGUGCAAAGCCAUUGUAAACUCGGUUUAACCGCCACCCUAUUGCGUGAAGAUGAUAAAAUUGCCGAUUUGAACUUUUUGAUUGGGCCCAAAUUGUAUGAAGCCAAUUGGUUGGAAUUACAAAAGAAAGGUUUCAUUGCACGUGUACAAUGUGCUGAGGUUUGGUGUCCAAUGAGUCCAGAAUUUUAUAAUGAAUAUCUCACAACAAAAACAUCGAAAAAAUUAUUACUCUACGUAAUGAAUCCGUCAAAAUUCCGGGCAACACAAUUUCUCAUCAAAUACCAUGAGCAACGUGGUGACAAAACCAUUGUUUUCAGUGAUAAUGUGUUUGCGCUGAAACAUUAUGCCAUCAAAAUGAAUAAGCCAUACAUUUACGGUCCCACCUCACAAAAUGAACGAAUUCAAAUUUUGCAAAAUUUCAAAUUCAAUCCAAAGGUCAAUACGAUUUUCGUGAGCAAAGUGGCCGACACAAGUUUUGAUUUGCCCGAAGCCAAUGUACUCAUUCAAAUUUCAUCGCACGGUGGUUCACGGCGUCAAGAGGCACAACGUUUGGGACGUAUUUUACGUGCGAAAAAAGGUGCCGUCGCUGAAGAAUAUAACGCAUUCUUCUAUACAUUAGUUUCACAAGACACAAUGGAAAUGAACUAUUCACGGAAGCGUCAACGAUUUUUGGUGAAUCAAGGCUAUAGCUAUAAGGUGAUCACACAUUUGGCCGGCAUGGAUAAUGAUCAAGAUCUCUUUUAUAAAUCGCGCGAAGAACAAGGACAUUUAUUGCAACAAGUUCUUCAAGCUUCCGACAUUGACUGCGAAGACGAACGUGUACCGGGCGAAGGUGGAUUCUCGGGAAAUCGAGCUGGUGUCAAACGAACCGGUGGCUUGAGCUCCGUAUCGGGUGGCGACGAUGCUGUUUACUAUGAACAACGACGCAAAGCGGCUCAUAAUGUUCAUCCUCUUUUCAAAAAAUUCCGCGGAUAAUUUUUUUUUUCGGUUAAUUUUCACAUUAAAUUCACAUUUACAUUUAUGGCCUUUUUCUAUAUAAAAUCAAAUAA